Salvelinus fontinalis (brook trout) is the source of this 5071-nucleotide messenger RNA. RefSeq names its product mucin-2-like. Lineage: Eukaryota; Metazoa; Chordata; Actinopteri; Salmoniformes; Salmonidae. Gene Ontology annotation, molecular function: DNA binding. The transcript has 2 exons. The record is from RefSeq and is a predicted model, not a curated record. The coding region runs from base 235 to 3426 and encodes 1063 amino acids.
CCCCUUUGUCUGUAGUGGAAUCGGAAAUGGAAAAAAAAUGUAUAAUUUGCACUUAGUUCAAUGAACCUUGGGUGGACCGGAAGCGGUUGCAAAUUCAAAUACGGUUGGAAAGAUGUUUUCCUUCAGACGUGGUAGCUAAUAACAACGACAGAGAACCAUUUAUAGAGCUUCGUGUGGUGAAACGAAGGAUUUUCCCAAGUGGAUUGCACCUGAAGAUCACAGGUCUAUCGGAGAAUGGCACUGAACCAAGAUGAAAUAAUAGAAGGAAUGGAGAUUAAAAUGGAAGUGGAAGAAGAGGCAACCAAUUCUGAAGUGCAGGUAGAUGUUGCUGGCAGUGAAGAGGAGUCAGAUAAAGCCUUGUCCAAUAGUAACCCCUCAACACCUAAAAGGGGAAGGGGUAGGCCGCCCAAAAAGGGAUCAGUCUCCAAGUCAGAUAAAUCCUUGUCUAAUGGUAACCCCUCAACACCUAAAAGGGGAAGGGGUAGGCCGCCCAAAAAAGGAUCAGUCUCCAAGUCAGAUAAAUCCUUGUCUAAUGGUAACCCCUCAACACCUAAAAGGGGAAGGGGUAGGCCGCCCAAAAAGGGAUCAGUCUCCAAGUCAGAUAAAUCCUUGUCUAAUGGUAACCCCUCAACACCUAAAAGGGGAAGGGGUAGGCCGCCCAAAAUUGGAUCUGUCUCCAAGUCAGAUAAUGCUUUGUCUAAUUGUAACCCCGUAACACCUAAGAGAGGUAGGCCUAAAGGAUCAGUGUUUAUGAAAACCAAGAUGCUGAAGGUGAUCGGCCUCGCAGUGGCUUGCCUACCCCGAAAACCAGUUGACCCCUCCCCAAAGAAGCGUGGCCGGCCCAGUAAAGUUGAAUCGAUAAGGAAGAUACUAACACCAGAUGAGGAAGAAGAGCUAAAGAAACUGGCAAGCCAACUAAGGCCACUCGGAAGGCCGCGUAUCUAUCCACGCAAGGAUUCUCCAGUCACUGAACCCAGGGGAAGAGGUCGCCCACGCAAGACUGAGGCUGCCACCAAGUCCCCCAUCUAUGAUGGUCCCCCACGGAAAAGGGGCCGUCCCCCUGGUGCAGCAAACAAAGUUAAGAGGAAGGCAGAGCACGAUAAGGCCAACAGUGAACCUCCAGUCAAACGCUCCUUCCACGCCAAAGAAAAAAGCAAGGAAGCAGGAUUUCCACCUGUGGAAGAAAGUGAUCAGGAAGAUGAAACCGGGUGGGUGGAUCAAGAAAGUGAAAAGUGGAAGGUGGAAUAUAGAGAAGAUCCCAAGAAGCCAGUUACCCCCAGUGACUCCACUAGCUUUCUCUGGGCUAGCCACAUAACACCUAAGAGAGGUAGGCCUAAAGGAUCGGUCUCCAAGUUACUGGCUAGCCACAUAACACCUAGCCCUAAAGGAUCGGUCUCCAAGUUAGGGGAUAGCCCCAUAACACCUAAGAGAGGUAGGCCUAAAGGAUCGGUCUCCAAGUUACUGGCUAGCCCCAUAACACCAAACAGAGGUAGGCCUAAAGGAUCGGUCUCCAAGUUACUGGGUAGCCCCAUAACACCAAACAGAGGUAGGCCUAAAGGAUCGGUCUCCAAGUUACUGGGUAGCCCCAUAACACCAAACAGAGGUAGGCCUAAAGGAUCGGUCUCCAAGUUACUGGCUAGCCCCAUAACACCUAAUAGAGGUAGGCCUAAAGGAUCGGUCUCCAAGUUACUGGGUAGCCCCAUAACACCAAACAGAGGUAGGCCUAAAGGAUCGGUCUCCAAGUUACUGGCUAGCCCCAUUACAGCUAACAGAGGUAGGCCUAAAGGAUCGGUCUCCAAGUUAGGGGCUAGCCCCACAACACCUAAGAGAGGUAGACCUAAAGGAUCGGUCUCCAAGUUAGGGGCUAGCCCCAUAACACCUAAGAGAGGUCGGCCGAAAGGAUCCGUGUUUACGCAACUCAAGAUGCUGAAGGAGACUGGCAAGCAGCUGCGAGGCCGACCUCGAGAAGUGGUUGACCUCUCCCUUGAUAAGCAUGGCCGGCCCAGUAUAGUUCAAUUGAAAAGGGGUAGGCCAAAGAAGAUACUAACACCAGAUGAGGAAGAAGAGCUAAAGAAACUGGAAAGCCAACUAAGGCCACGUAUCCAUACACGCGAUGAUCCUCCAGUCACUGAGCCCAGGGGAAGAGGUCGCCCACGCAAGACGGAGGAUGGCACCAAGUCCCCCAUCUAUGAUGGUCCCCCACGGAAAAGGGGCCGUCCCCCUGGUGCAGCAAACAAAGUUAAGAGGAAGGCAGAGCAGGAUAAGGCCAACAGUGAACCUCCAGUCAAACGCUCCUUCCACUCCAAAGAAAAAAGCGAGGAAGCAGGAUUUCCACCAGUGGAAGAAAGUGAUCAGGAAGAUGAAACCGGGUGGGUGGAUCAAGAGAGUGAAAAGUGGAAGGUGGAAUAUAGAGAAAACCCCAAGAAGCCAGUUACCCCCAGUGACCCCACUAGCUUUCUCUGGGCUAGCCACAUAACACCUAAGAGAGGUAGGCCUAAAGGAUCGGUCUCCAAGUUACUGGCUAGCCACAUAACACCUAAGAGAGGUAGGCCUAAAGGAUCGGUCUCCAAGUUACUGGCUAGCCCCAUAACACCUAACAGAGGUAGGCCUAAAGGAUCGGUCUCCAAGUUACUGGGUAGCCCCAUAACACCUAACAGAGGUAGGCCUAAAGGAUCGGUCUCCAAGUUACUGGCUAGCCCCAUAACACCUAACAGAGGUAGGCCUAAAGGAUCGGUCUCCAAGUUACUGGGUAGCCCCAUAACACCUAACAGAGGUAGGCCUAAAGGAUCGGUCUCAAAGUUACUGGCUAACCCCAUAACACCUAAGAGAGGUAGGCCGAAAGGAUCCGUUUCCAAGUUAGGCGUUAGCCACAUAACACCUAAGGGAGGUUGGCCUAAAGGAUCAGUGUUUACACAACCCAAGAUGCUGAAGGUGAUGAGGAAGCCACAGCGUGGCCGGCCCAGUAAAGUUGAAUCGAUAAGGAAGAUCCUAACACCCAAUGAGGAAGAGGAUAGAAAGAAACUGGAAAGCCAACCAAGGCGGCCACUCGGAAGGCCACGUAUCUAUACACGCGAUGAUCCUCCAGUCACUGAGCCCAGGGGAAGAGGUCGCCCACGCAAGACGGAGGCUGCCACCAAGUCCCCCAUCUAUGAUGGUCCCCCACGGAAAAGGGGCCGUCCCCCUGGUGCAGCAAACAAAGUUAAGAGGAAGGCAGAGCAGGAUAAGGCCAACAGUGAACCUCCAGUCAAACGCUCCUUCCACUCCAAAGAAAAAACAGAUGAAGCAGGAUUUCCACCAGUAGAAGAAAGUGAUCAGGAAGAUGAAACGGGGAGGGUGGAUGAAGAAAAUGAAACAGGGAAGAAUAUAGAGAAGUCACCAAGAAGCCAGUUACCCCCAGUGACUGUAAUAGCUUUAUCGGUGCCAUAAGCAGGAUGAUGUUUGGCGACAGCCCAGCCAGCGACGGUACCCCUUUAUCUAGUUUAUAAAGAUGCGUGUGCCAAUAUAGCCUAAUUUUUGAUAGAAAACUACAUGAUCAGAUGAGGGUGGCCUAUUAGGGUGAUCACUGUCAUGAACAUACACAGAAAAAAGAUAUAAAACGCAGCAUGUAAAGUGUUGCUCCCAUGUUUCAUGAGCUGAAAUAAAAGAUCCCAGACAUUUUAAAUACGCAUAAAAAGCAACUCAAAUUGUGCAAAAGGUGUGUUUACAGUCCUGUUAGUGAGCAUUUCUCCUUUGCUAAGAUGAAUUCAUCCACCAGACAGGUGUGCCAUAUCAAGAAGCUGAUUAAACAGCAUGGUCAUUACACAGGUGCACCUUGUGCUGGGGACAUAAAAGGCCACUAAAAUGUGCAGUUUUGUCACACAAGUUGAGUGUGCAAUUGGCAUGUUGACUGCAGCAAUGUUCACCAGAGCUAUUGCCACAAUUUAAUUUUAUCGAUGGCAAUUUGAAUGCACAGAGAUAGUGACAACAUCCUGAGGCCCAUUGUCGUGCCAUUUAUCUGCCGCCAUCACCUCAUGUUUCAGCAUGAAAAUGCACAGCCCCAAGUCGCAAAGAACUGUACACAAUUCCUGGAAGCUGUAACUGUACCAGUUAUUCCAUGGCCGGCAUACUCACCAGACAUGUCACCCAUUGAGCACAUUUGGGAUCCUCUGGAUCAACAGCAUGUUCCAGGUCCCGCCAAUAUCCAGCAACUUCACACAGCCAUUGAAGAGGUGUGGUACAACAUUCCACAGGCCACAAUCAACACCCUGAUCAACUCUAUACGAAGGAGAUGUCACGCUGCAUGAGACAAAUACUGACUGGUUCUGAGCCACACCUCUGCUUUAUUUUUAAUUUUUAAAGGUAUCUGUGACCAAAAGAUGCUUAUCUAUUCCUAGUCAUGUGAAAUCCAUAGAUAAAAAAAGGUCUAAUUCAUUUAUUUGAAUUGACUAAUUUCCUUAUAUGAACUGUACCUCUUGUUGAAUUUUUAUUUUUUGUUCAGUGUAGAUAUUGCAUUCCCCUUUUUAUGGGGUUAAAAUGGUUAUUGUUAUCUGGACUGUGCAACUUUCAAUUCAACAUCCCUAAAAAUGUAUCCAUUAAGACAUACAGAUAUUCACUUCUUUGAGGGUUUUGUUCACUAAUAUUAUCCUUGUAGUUUUCUUAUCAACAUUACUCAAAUCUUUAGGAUUUAGACUACUGUAUUUUGUUGGCUGUCAGUCAAAAAACUACUUUUUGAUAGAACCUGGGCCCAGUUUCCCAAAAGCAUCUUACGGCUAAGUUCAUAGUUAGAGCCAUAGGAUCCUAUGGUUCUCAUGAACGUAGCCUUGAAAUGCUUUUGGAAAACUGGACCCAGAGGAGAGUAACAUUUCAAACGGGGCAGCUUGUGUGAGAUUUUUCUAGGUUAGUCUCAAUUGAGUCUUCACAUUCUAGUCAAAAUGUUCUAGAAUCAUGUUAUCGUCUGUCGGUGAUAUUUUAAUGUCUGAGGGUAGUAUGAAUGAGUUGUUUUCAGUGACUAAUUUGUGUAAGUUUACUGCAGUAAAAUGUCAGACGUAUUACAUUUGAUGGUUUUUAAAUCUCAAUAAAAAGCAAAAAGGUC